AUGGCUUCGGUGUCCUCAGGCCAGGCCUCGACACCCAUCGAGUUGGCCGACGAGCCGCCCGAGAGUGACGAGUUCGACCCCGUCGCCGACUGGGAUGAUCUCAACUUGCCGCCGCGAGAUGCCGCCACCGGUGUCUGGCAGCAUGUCUACGAGAAUGGCCGCCGCUAUCACCUUUAUAAAUACGGCCGCUAUCCCAUUCCCAACGACGACGCGGAGCAGCAGCGCGAGGACAUGAAACAUGCCAUGAUGCUCGAGCUGACGAACGGCAGACUGUACUUUGCGCCCAUUGGCGACAACCCGCAAAAGAUUCUCGACAUUGGCACGGGCACGGGCAUCUGGGCCGUCGAGAUGGGAGACAAGUUCCCCAACGCCGAGACGAUAUUGGGCACAGAUUUGUCGCCCAUCCAGCCCGAGUGGCUGCCGGAAAACGUACGCUUCAUGAUUGAUGACUGCGAAGCCGACUGGGCCAACGGCUCCGACUGGGACUUUGUGCACCUGCGCCAGCUCGUCGGCUUGGUCACAAAGCCGGACGAUGUCGUCCGCAACAUUUUCACCCAUCUCAGGCCGGGCGGCUGGAUCGAGAUCCAGGAACUGCACGCGUACCCCUUUUGCGACGACGGCUCCAUGGAGGAGCCCGCCGAAGAUGGCAGCGGCGGCGACCCCGUGGCCGCCUUCUAUGACUUGCUCCGCGAUGCCUUUGACCUGCGCGGCAUGAACCACGACAAGGCACGCGCCAUGCGGGGCCGCUGCAGCAAGCUCAAGGUGCCCCUGGGACCCUGGGCGAAGGACAAGACGCUGCGUCUCAUUGGCAACUACUGCAAGACGGCCGUGCUCGAUGUGCUGCCGACCGUGCUGGCCCGGCCCAUGGACGAGCUCGAUCUGACGCCCGUGGCCAAGCAGGUCUGGGCGGCCAAGGUGCGCCAGAGUCUGGAGGACACGAGCAUCCACCGCCAUUUCCACUUUUACUUUUGGUAUGCACAGAAGCCGUGUGGUGAUGGCACCGAGGCAGGAGACGGAACGGGAAAGACAGAACAAGGCAACGAAACGGAGCCACAGAAAGGACAACAGAAAAAGGAAGAUCGAUAA
This is a messenger RNA of Sporothrix schenckii 1099-18, 1086 nucleotides long. RefSeq lists its product as uncharacterized. The record is from RefSeq and is a predicted model, not a curated record. Lineage: Eukaryota; Fungi; Ascomycota; Sordariomycetes; Ophiostomatales; Ophiostomataceae. The transcript is spliced from 2 exons. Gene Ontology annotation, molecular function: methyltransferase activity. Bases 1 to 1086 code for a protein of 361 amino acids.